Molecule: messenger RNA, 687 nt
Organism: Echinococcus granulosus
Lineage: Eukaryota; Metazoa; Platyhelminthes; Cestoda; Cyclophyllidea; Taeniidae
Exons: 4
Coding region: 1-687 (228 amino acids)
Source: RefSeq, a predicted model, not a curated record
AUGAGAAACGUGGACGCAUGUUUCCAUGGACAGCAGAUUUUCUAUGGUCGUAAUUUAAAACAACGACCCGAUGUACAAACAACUGGUCUUUGUUAUCCAACGUUAAUGCGGUCAGAGAUCACCCGCAUUAUAAAAAUUGCCCCCCAACUCCAAGACGGCGCCAACGGUGACAGAAUGAACUGGCACAAUGGGAGGAUCACCACCCACUUCAAGGGUGGUAGUGGACGCAGUAGUUUUAUUUCAGCUGAUCAAUGUUAUGCAACGAUGAUGUUCCUUGUAUCAGUUGCUUUGCUGAAGCAUUUGUGCGAGAGCAGCACUGACAUGCAUGUGAUGAUCUUGUGUCGCCCGUUGGCCAUCCUCUUACCGCUCGUCUGUCAACAGCACAGGCCGCUCAUUGAUGCCUUGAUUAGUGCACGUGCCUACAUGCACAAACACGUACAGCUCUCAUUCCUCGCACUGCAUGGCCGAUCAUACGAGAUGGCCGGCGAUGACCGCAACGAGAAGCAAUUCAACGGAAACACUCACAAGCACGAGGAGAUGGUAAAGGAGUCCACAGAAGGCGUCUCCAAAGACACACCUGGAACACAUUCAAGUGAUUCAACUCAAGCAAAAUCUAACUGGAAGAAGGUCACUACUCUCCUGGUCUUACCCUCUCGUUUUAUGGGAGGUGUGAAGAAAGGUGAAUAA